Xylona heveae TC161 is the source of this 3389-nucleotide messenger RNA. RefSeq names its product elongation factor 2. The coding region runs from base 435 to 2966 and encodes 843 amino acids. Gene Ontology annotation, molecular function: GTPase activity; GTP binding; translation elongation factor activity. Lineage: Eukaryota; Fungi; Ascomycota; Xylonomycetes; Xylonales; Xylonaceae. The transcript is spliced from 6 exons. The record is from RefSeq and is a predicted model, not a curated record. Gene Ontology annotation, biological process: translational elongation. Gene Ontology annotation, cellular component: ribonucleoprotein complex; cytosol.
UGUCAUCGCAGCCGUCGAAAUUUUCCGGAUUCGUCGUAUGUGAAUCGAUUUCUGCAGAAAAAAAGCUGGUGAGACGUUCGAUUGACAAGGUGACAUGACUGGUCGAGUGUGAGAAGCAGUCACCGUUAAGCGAGGGGGACAUGAGGGGCAUUCAAUUUUUAGCGCAGGAUUUGAAAGCAGCGUCGCCCCACAUAUCACCACAUCCUUUGCUCCCGAUCUUCUUCCUUCAAAUCAUCAAUCUCCCGCAGAUUAGGGACCUCUCUCAAUCUCUCAAUCAACUUUUUGCACCGCCCCAGACGGUAGGAGGCUCAAGUGCAUUUUAAGAUCCGACUCGAGCAAGCUCUCGUCGUUGGAAAAGGGAGGGGUAUCCUCAUUUGCGUUUCGACGUCAUAAUAAAAGUUUUUUAAGGGAGUUUUCAUUUCAAUACCGCAACCAUGGUCAACUUCACGAUCGAUGAGAUCCGUGGUCUCAUGGACAAGCCGGCAAACAUCCGUAACAUGUCGGUUAUUGCCCACGUCGACCACGGUAAGUCCACCUUGACCGACUCGCUCGUCCAGCGUGCCGGUAUCAUUUCGGCCGCCAAGGCUGGUGAGGCCCGUUUCACCGACACCCGUCAGGAUGAGCAGGACCGUGGUAUCACCAUCAAGUCCACUGCCAUCUCUCUGUACGCCCAGCUCCCCGAGGGUGAGGACGUCAACGAGAUCCCCCAGAAGGUUGAUGGCAACGACUUCUUGAUCAACUUGAUCGACUCUCCCGGUCACGUUGACUUCUCAUCUGAGGUUACUGCUGCCCUUCGUGUCACUGACGGUGCUCUCGUCGUCGUCGACUGCGUUGAGGGUGUCUGUGUCCAGACCGAGACUGUCCUUCGUCAGGCCCUUACCGAGCGUAUCAAGCCCGUCGUUGUCAUCAACAAGGUCGACCGUACCCUUCUUGAGCUUCAAGUUUCCAAGGAGGACCUCUACCAGACCUUCGCCCGGACGAUCGAGUCCGUCAACGUCAUCAUCGCCACUUACUUCGACAAGGCUCUUGGUGAUGUCCAGGUUUACCCCGACAAGGGUACCGUUGCCUUCGGUUCCGGUCUUCAUGGCUGGGCUUUCACUGUCCGUCAGUUCGCCGUCAAGUACGCCAAGAAGUUCGGUGUCGACAAGAACAAGAUGAUGGAGCGUCUCUGGGGCGACAACUACUUCAACCCCAAGACCAAGAAGUGGACCAAGAGCGGCACCCACGAUGGCAAGCCCCUUGAGCGUGCUUUCAACCAGUUCAUCCUUGACCCCAUCUUCAAGGUCUUCAACGCUGUCAUGAACUUCAAGAAGGAUGAGAUUGACACUCUCCUCACCAAGCUCGACAUCAAGCUUGCCAGCAACGAGACUGAGCUUGAGGGCAAGCAGCUCCUCAAGACUGUCAUGCGCAAGUUCCUUCCCGCUGCUGACGCCCUCCUUGAGAUGAUGGUCAUCCACCUUCCUUCGCCCGUCACUGCUCAGCGCUACCGUAUGGAGACUCUGUACGAGGGUCCCCACGACGACGAGGCCGCCAUUGGCAUCCGUGACUGUGACCCCAAGGGUACUCUCAUGCUUUACGUCUCUAAGAUGGUGCCAACCUCUGACCGUGGCCGAUUCUAUGCUUUCGGUCGUGUCUUCUCUGGUACCGUCCGCUCUGGUCUCAAGGUCCGCAUUCAGGGCCCCAACUACACCCCUGGCCGCAAGGAAGACCUCUUCGUCAAGUCUAUCCAGCGUACCAUUCUCAUGAUGGGUCGUUACAUUGAGCCCAUUGAUGAUGUUCCCGCUGGUAACAUUCUCGGUCUGGUUGGUGUUGACCAGUUCUUGCUCAAGUCUGGUACUCUUACCACCCUCGAGACUGCCCACAACAUGAAGGUCAUGAAGUUCUCCGUCUCCCCCGUCGUGCAGCGUUCCGUUGAGGUCAAGAACGCCCAGGACCUGCCCAAGCUUGUUGAGGGUCUUAAGCGUCUCUCUAAGUCUGACCCUUGCGUCCUGACUUCCAUCUCUGAGUCCGGUGAGCACAUCGUUGCUGGUGCCGGUGAGCUUCACUUGGAGAUUUGCUUGAAAGAUCUUGAGGAGGACCACGCUGGUGUUCCUCUCCGCAUUUCCGACCCUGUUGUGCAGUACCGUGAGAGUGUCAACGGCGAGUCCAGCAUGACUGCCCUCUCCAAGUCCCCCAACAAGCACAACCGUCUCUACGUUACCGCUCAGCCCCUUGGCGAGGAGGUCUCUCAGGACAUCGAGCAGGGCAAGAUCAACCCUCGCGACGACUUCAAGGCUCGUGCCCGUAUCCUUGCCGACGAGCACGGCUGGGAUGUCACCGACGCCCGCAAGAUUUGGUGUUUCGGUCCCGACACCACUGGUGCCAACUUGCUUGUUGACCAGACCAAGGCUGUUCAGUACUUGAACGAAAUCAAGGACUCUUUCGUCUCUGGUUUCCAGUGGGCCACCAAGGAAGGUCCCAUUGCCGAGGAGCCCAUGCGUGCUGUCCGCUUCAACGUCAUGGAUGUCACUCUUCACGCCGAUGCCAUCCACCGUGGUGGUGGUCAGAUCAUCCCCACUGCUCGUCGUGCGCUGUACGCCGCUACCCUCUUGGCCGACCCCGGUCUCCUCGAGCCCGUCUUCUUGGUCGAGAUCCAGGUCCCCGAGCAGGCCAUGGGUGGUAUCUACGGUGUCCUCACCCGGAGAAGAGGUCACGUCUUCUCCGAGGAGCAGCGUCCAGGUACCCCUCUCUUCAACGUCAAGGCUUACCUGCCCGUCAACGAGUCUUUCGGUUUCUCCUCAGACCUCCGUGCCGCCACCGCCGGUCAGGCCUUCCCCCAGUCCGUCUUCGACCACUGGCAGCUUCUGCCCGGAGGCUCGCCCCUCGACCCCAGCUCGAAACCCGGCCAGGUCGUGCAGGAGAUGCGGAAGCGCAAGGGUAUCAAGGUCGAGGUUCCCGGCUACGAAAACUACUACGACAAGUUGUAAAGGUCUUCUUUCGGUAUUGGAGUACUUCUGCGGGUCAUUCAACGCAUGUUGCUUCGGCAAGGUUUUUCAAUGCUACUCUUGACGCGUUAUGAGAGUAGGAGACCUUUCGUACAUGUAGCCUGCAAUUAGAAUGAAGUUUACGAUUUGGUUGCGAGACUGCCCUCGCAUGCCAAUUUUGUUUGCUUGUUACGUCUCAUAUGAUCAUCUAUGUAGUUAACCAAGAAAUUCAUUUCGGCUUGCUUUUAUGUUGAAAGAAAAUGAUGACAUAAACGUGUUUUUUGGUUGUGAUGAUAAUGAUGAAAAGAAAACUUGAAAACAAGAAUUUUCAGGCUGUGAUGUUUACGGCGUUCUUUUGCGAGAGGUAUCUUUCGUAAUUCAUGAGACAGUCCGCUCUUAUCAGCUAGCUUGGAUGCACUUCAGGUC